This is a messenger RNA of Aspergillus aculeatus ATCC 16872, 1355 nucleotides long. Its product is annotated as peptide alpha-N-acetyltransferase MAK3. The transcript has 2 exons. Gene Ontology annotation, molecular function: protein-N-terminal amino-acid acetyltransferase activity. Gene Ontology annotation, cellular component: NatC complex. The record is from RefSeq and is a predicted model, not a curated record. Gene Ontology annotation, biological process: N-terminal peptidyl-methionine acetylation. The coding region runs from base 177 to 1073 and encodes 298 amino acids. Lineage: Eukaryota; Fungi; Ascomycota; Eurotiomycetes; Eurotiales; Aspergillaceae.
UUUCUCUCUCUUCUCGGUUCUCACCAUCUCCGAUUGAAGGUGUAACUUGUGUCUGUCUGUCUAUCUGUCUAUCUACUGCACACCCACCCAACCAGCACAUACCCAAUCAUCAUCCCACGUCUCUGUUCCUGAAUCAAUUCGCAUUGCUACCCUCCAAUGCCAAUUCCACCGCUCCAAUGAACCCGAAUCCACCCCCCGCAUUGUCUUCAACCGCCACAGCAGCAGCAGCACCAACAACAACAACAACAACAACAACAACAACAACAACAACAACAACACCACCAACACCAUCAACAACCACCACCUCCACCACCACCGCAACAGCAACUAAUACCCACACCCCCCUCCGCUACGUCCGCUACGAUGGCGCCCGCGAAGACGAAUAUGUCCCGGCCAUGCGCCAACUAAUCUCCAAAGACCUCUCGGAGCCCUACAGCAUCUACGUCUACCGCUACUUCCUCUACCAAUGGGGUGACCUAUGCUUCAUGGCCAUGGACGACUCCGCCUCUUCCUCCCCCGCAUCCGAAACAACACCAUCCUCAUCACCGCCGCCGCCGCCGCCGCAGCAGCAACCGCGCAUGGUCGGCGUCGUCGUCUCGAAACUCGAACCCCACCGCGGCGGACCUCUGCGCGGCUACAUCGCCAUGCUAGCCGUGAAGGAGGAGUACCGAGGCCGGGGCAUCGCCACCAAGCUAGCUCGGAUGGCGAUUGAUGCGAUGAUUGAGCGGGAUGCGGACGAGAUCGUUCUCGAAACCGAAAUCACCAACACAGCCGCCAUCAAGCUCUACGAACGGCUGGGAUUCCUGCGCAGCAAGCGGCUCCAUCGGUAUUAUCUGAACGGGAACUCGGCCUAUCGGCUGGUGUUAUAUCUCAAGGAAGGCGUGGGGUCGAUGCGCACCACGCUCGAUCCUUAUGGGGCUGGGGCUGGGGCUCCGGCUCCGGCGCCGCCGUAUCCCCUUCCUCUGCCCGGCGGUGGUGGUGACGCACAACGAGGGGGAGGGGCGGAGAUGACGGGGGCGCUGGCGGCGCCGGAACCGGCCCUGCUGCAUGAGAAUGGCAGUGGGGGGUGGUAGGUGGCCACCUGGCCAGGGCGAAGAAGUGGACACAGACAGUAUUCAAAGGAGCCUACUCCAAAGACACGAUUGCUCCCUCCCUCACAUGUCUAUCCUUUUCCAUCGAGGGCCGAGCUGGGCGGGAUAUAUUAGACCACAGUCGUUCCCCAUACUUUCAUACCGACUGCACCCUCCCUUUACCCAAAUGACCUACUAAUGAUUAUGUGUAUGCAUGUGAUGAAAAUGAUUGAUGUUUCUUUGCUUGGAACUUGGUGACGUUGGAGGGGGGGUGGGUGGGGUGGC